AUGAGACUAUUAAGUGUUCUUUUAAUAGGAUUCCUCUGUUUAGCAGGUACCUAUGCACAAAAAUACCAAUUGUCACCGGCUUAUAAUGAUCCAUAUUUAACCGAUGAUAAAACAGGAACACAUGAUUUCUGGGUUCAAAAUGCGUCUUUACCAGUUUUCUAUGGUUUCCAUGAUUGGAAUUUCCAAGAUAAUUCUGGUAUAAUGGAAAUUAAUGGUGAUGAAAUGCAUAUCACAGGUAAAAUUUAUCCAACUGUUAAUAUGGGUGAUUGCCACAGAUACAAUGUUGAUUUAGUAUUCAAGAAAGAUAAAUCUGGUAAUGUUAUGCCAAAGAAAGAGCUAAGAGAAAGUGCAUACGUUCCACAUGGACCAAUUGACCCAGCCACUUGGAAAUAUUAUACUUUUGUUCAAGGUAAAUGGACUGGUUUUGGUUGUGACCCUCAAAAUGUCGUCUUUUCCGGUGCUGAAGGUGGUAUGCCAUUACAACUCGGUUAUGGUGCAAAUGGUAAAAAUGGUGAUAAUGGUAUCUCUGUUUGGUUAAUUUAUGGUUACACUAUUGUUGAUAUCAAUUGUAACAUUCGUCCAAUCAUUACACAAUCACCAACUCAACCACCAACACAACCACCAACUUAUCCACCAACACAACCACCAACACAACCACCAACACAACCACCAACUUAUCCACCAACUUAUCCACCAACUUAUCCACCAACUUAUCCACCAACUUAUCCACCAACUCAUCCACCAACUUAUCCACCAACUUAUCCACCAACACAACCACCAACUCAACCACCAGUACAAGAUUGUUCAACUUUAGAAUGCCCAGAAGGUUUCCAUUGUGAAAUUGUAAAUAAUCGUAGAACAUGUGUUUGUGAUACUACAGUUCCACCAACUCAUCCACCAACUCAAUCACCAACUUAUCCACCAACUCAACCACCAACUCAACCACCAACUUAUCCACCAACUUAUCCACCAACUUAUCCACCAACACAACCACCAAGAGCAUCAUGCGAUAAUGUUAGAUGUCCAAGAGGUUACCAUUGUGAAUGUAAUCAUUGGGAAAAUGUUGCUAGAUGUGUAAGAAACGAAGAACCAACUCAUAGACCAAAACCACCACACCAUGGUUGUCGUCCAGAUAGUUGCGCUAGAGGUGAGAAAUGUAUCUGUGUACGUGGUAAGAUCUAUUGUAUUCCAAAGACCACCUGUGAUCAAGUACGUUGUCCAAGAAAACACCAUUGUGAAUGCAAUAGAAAAGGUCAAGUUUUCUGUGUUCCAGAUUGUCCAAAAUUAACUUGUAAACAAGUUGGUUGCCCAGAAAACCAUGAAUGCGUUUCAAGACGUGGUGAACUCCAUUGUGUAUACGUUAGACCACCAACAGGUAGAUGGGGUGAUGAUCUCUCAGAUUUAGGUUACAAUCAAGCAAGUGUUGAAGCUGCAAUUGAUGCUUAUGAAGCCCAAAGGGGUCAAAGACCACAUAAUAAUAUUCCAUCAAACAAUUUACAUCAAGAAAACAAUGAUAAUUUGGGUGAUGGUUUUUAUGAUGGUGUUGAAAUUGGUUUCGCUGACGGAGGUUUCGACGUAAACGAUCUCAAUGGUUUUUAA
Molecule: messenger RNA, 1599 nt
Organism: Dictyostelium discoideum AX4
Lineage: Eukaryota; Evosea; Eumycetozoa; Dictyosteliales; Dictyosteliaceae
Gene: pspB
Product: prespore protein
Exons: 2
Coding region: 1-1599 (532 amino acids)
Biological process (GO): sporulation resulting in formation of a cellular spore
Cellular component (GO): spore wall
Source: RefSeq, a predicted model, not a curated record